Molecule: messenger RNA, 1678 nt
Organism: Columba livia (rock pigeon)
Lineage: Eukaryota; Metazoa; Chordata; Aves; Columbiformes; Columbidae
Product: tubulin beta-2 chain
Exons: 4
Coding region: 108-1445 (445 amino acids)
Biological process (GO): microtubule cytoskeleton organization; mitotic cell cycle
Cellular component (GO): microtubule; cytoplasm
Molecular function (GO): GTPase activity; structural constituent of cytoskeleton; GTP binding
Source: RefSeq, a predicted model, not a curated record
AAGGGGCGGCGCGGGGCGCGGCCGCUGCAGCGGCGAGUGCGGGAGCGGGCGGUGAAGGCGGCGGUAGCAGCAGCAGCGGGAGAGGGGCAGCGUCGGACACCGGCACCAUGCGUGAGAUCGUGCACAUCCAGGCCGGGCAGUGCGGCAACCAGAUCGGCGCCAAGUUCUGGGAGGUCAUCAGCGAUGAGCACGGCAUUGACCCCACUGGCAGCUACCACGGGGACAGCGACCUGCAGCUGGAGAGGAUCAAUGUCUACUACAAUGAAGCCACUGGUAACAAGUAUGUCCCACGGGCCAUCCUGGUGGAUCUGGAGCCUGGCACAAUGGACUCUGUGCGCUCCGGCCCUUUUGGACAGAUCUUCCGCCCUGACAACUUUGUCUUUGGUCAGAGUGGGGCUGGCAACAACUGGGCUAAGGGGCACUACACAGAAGGUGCUGAGCUGGUGGACUCUGUCCUGGAUGUGGUGAGGAAGGAGUCGGAGAGCUGUGACUGCCUCCAGGGCUUCCAGUUGACCCACUCGCUGGGUGGCGGCACGGGCUCUGGGAUGGGCACCCUCCUCAUCAGCAAGAUCCGGGAGGAGUACCCCGACCGCAUCAUGAACACCUUCAGCGUCAUGCCCUCGCCCAAGGUGUCGGACACGGUGGUGGAGCCCUACAAUGCCACCCUCUCUGUGCACCAGCUGGUGGAGAACACGGAUGAGACCUACUGCAUCGACAACGAGGCCCUGUACGACAUUUGCUUUCGCACCCUGAAGCUGACCACUCCCACGUACGGGGACCUCAACCACCUGGUGUCGGCCACCAUGAGCGGCGUGACCACCUGCCUCCGCUUCCCCGGGCAGCUGAACGCUGACCUGCGCAAGCUGGCGGUCAACAUGGUGCCUUUCCCCCGGCUGCACUUCUUCAUGCCGGGCUUUGCCCCUCUCACCAGCCGCGGCAGCCAGCAGUACCGAGCCCUGACGGUGCCCGAGCUGACGCAGCAGAUGUUCGACUCCAAGAACAUGAUGGCCGCCUGCGACCCCCGCCACGGUCGCUACCUGACGGUGGCCGCCAUCUUCCGGGGACGCAUGUCCAUGAAGGAGGUGGACGAGCAGAUGCUCAACGUGCAGAACAAGAACAGCAGCUACUUUGUGGAGUGGAUCCCCAACAAUGUGAAGACAGCCGUCUGUGACAUCCCCCCGCGCGGCCUCAAGAUGUCCGCCACCUUCAUUGGCAACAGCACGGCCAUUCAGGAGCUCUUCAAGAGGAUCUCGGAGCAGUUCACGGCCAUGUUCCGGCGCAAGGCUUUCUUGCACUGGUACACCGGUGAGGGCAUGGAUGAAAUGGAGUUCACGGAGGCCGAGAGCAACAUGAAUGACCUGGUCUCCGAAUACCAGCAAUACCAGGAUGCCACUGCUGACGAGCAGGGGGAGUUUGAAGAGGAAGGGGAGGAGGAUGAAGCAUGAAGUUGAAAUUGGUAGGAGUGAAGUAUAGUCUGAGCAGGCAAGUGUUCAUUGAAAGAAGGAAUCUGUGCAGUUGUGCUGAAGCAUGCAUUUUUUAAUUUGGUGCUCUCCACUGUUGCUUCUGUCAGCAGUUUUGUAUCCUUGACUGUCCAAUGUAACAGUAGUUGCAAAAAUACUUCAGAGUCUUCUGUUGAAAUGGUUAACUUCUCAAACAUAAAGGCUUUUUGUGUCCUAAA